UGGAAAACAGAAGCAGUUCUAACUUUGCGAUCUGGAUGUGCACGUUGUUUUGUAAAUUCAUUACAUAAAUACAAAAAAAAAGUGCAUCGAAGAUGUACGCCCUGCUCCGUCGGUUUGCCGGGGUCUCCACCAACGGCGGUCCCUUGAGGAGCUAUGCAUCCUUCACGCCCAAAGAUGUGAUGCGGAGUACCGCCGAAGAGACCGGCACCCUGCUCACCCGCUUUGCCAAGCACAUUGCGCUGGAGCGGUACAGGGAUCCGGAGCACGUGCUGCCCAAGACGACGGUCCGGUACGCCGACUUUUUCCCCAUCACGGACGACCGGUACUUCCAGAGGACCGUGCAGAAGACGGAGGCGGCCCAACUGCCCGCCCUGAUCAUCCAGGCCUCCAGCUAUCGCUCCAAUGCGACGGUGCCCAUGUUUGUGGCCGCCCUAAACGCCUUGGAUAACCAUGCAGCCAAUCAGCUGGACAAAAUGGAGACCAGUACGGUGCUGGAGACGCUCUACUCCUUCCUGUUCCUCAUGCCCAGCUGGUUGAAGCGAACGGACUUCUAUCACUCAGCCAUGAUGCGAUUGGUAAAGGAGGAUUUCCGCGCCAACAAGGAGCGAUUCGUCCAGGUGUGCUUCUAUCUGGGUCUGCAGAAGAAGCAGGCCAAAUCAUCUGAGGACUUUCAGCAGCUGCUUGAAGAGCAGCUACCCGCUCAUUUGCCCGCCUUAAGUGAACUGGACCUCGCUGUGAUCAGCAAUGCGGCCUACAAGACCUCCACUUUGGUUACGGGCCACGCCCGGAGUGCCUAUGAAUCCUCCCUCGUUAAUGCCACAUUGAGUGUACAGCUCAAUGCCGGAAAUGACGCCUUGCUGAUCUCCUAUGUCAAGGCUUUGCGGUUGCAGCGUGUGAAGGACGAGCGAGUGUGCCAGCAUUUGCAGGAUAUAUGCCUGGAUCCUGCGAGGAUAGCGCUUAUUGAGCCCCGGGGCUUGGGCCACAUCUUCGCAUUCUUUGCCGAGCAACUCUGGGACCAGAAGGAGUGCUUGGCCAUCGUUAUAGAGCGACUGAUGACUCUGCUGAAGCCCGGAGACCUGCGCGCCAAAGACUUGGCCACAUUCCUGUGGGCCAGUGCCCAACUCAAUUGUGAAUUAAAUCCGCAGCAAAUCAGACAACUCGAGCUAGCUGCCCUUCGAAAAUUGGAUCAUGGGGAAUAUGAUUACUUCCCGGACAACCUUGUAGACACCUGCCUAUCAUUGUGCACCUUGGGCCACUACUCUAAGGACCUGAUUGAUGCAGCCGAAGAACUGAAGGCCGCCCAAAGAAAACAGAGAGCCCAGCCUAAGGUUGAUAGUCGAUUAAAUGUCCUGCGGUCCGCUGUAGCCAUCGAGCAGCCAACGAUGGCAAAACUCAAGACGGAACAAGCUUUUAAGGAGUUCAAUCCCGCACCAGCCUAUUUGCUGAGGGAUCGCCCAGACUUGACGAAGUAUGCGCAGGAGCUAAGUGGAGAUGCUGAAGUAGAGGGCGUGGACUUGGUCUGCCCCAUUGCUGCAAUAAAUCUGCCUUGUCUGCGAGUUCAGACAAUGGGGGACCAGGAAAGUGUGUAUUUCGUAGAACUGCUCACUACGGAACAGACCCUAAAGUUCAGCAAGAAUCCCACAUCGUUAAUGCGUCUCAAGAAGAGGCUGCUGGAAUCCCUUGGCCGAAAAGUAGUUGUGUUGAACUCCGCGGAUAUGGUCACCAGUGCCAAAGAACUGCAUCAGCUCUUAAAACCACAAGCAGAUAGACGAGAAGAAUCCGAGGUUGCCCAAGGCUUGGCCAACUGAAUCGUGUGAUAUAGGCUAGUUACAAAUCGUAGCUUUAUUUUUAUUUAACAGUGUUUUAUGUACUUGUACAUAUUCUUUAAAUAUUAAUAGCACUAAACAUAA
Molecule: messenger RNA, 1910 nt
Organism: Drosophila elegans
Lineage: Eukaryota; Metazoa; Arthropoda; Insecta; Diptera; Drosophilidae
Exons: 2
Coding region: 93-1808 (571 amino acids)
Source: RefSeq, a predicted model, not a curated record